AGAAAAACAAAUAGCCCAAAAACUCACAACCCUUUCCGUUAAGCCUCGGCCUGCCCAGCCCUUCACCAAAAGAAAGAAAAGUUUGCCGUUUAGACUUUCUUGUACGGUUGUACCCUGAGCACCAGCCAUCCUCCGGCCUCCAAUCUGCUCCGUCCUCACCCAUCAUGACUGCUGAUCCACCCAAAUCCAUUGUCAAAAACUCCAGAAUUUCACCCACCAGAACCCAUUAACAACCCAUAAAAACAUCAGGUAAUUUCCAUUCCAAAAAGAAAAGAAACAAAAAUGGAAAAGGAGAGAAAGAAGGUCCAAAAACCCAAGCCAGAAACUGAAAGCAACAAUCUUUAUGACAUCUCCUGCUUGUUUUUUCAAAAAGGAAUAAUGGGCUCAUUUCUUGUAAUCAGCAUCUUCAGUCUCCUCCUCAGAGUUUCAGUUUCUCUCCAUUCAUAUUCAGGUGCAGGCAGUCCACCAAAAUUUGGUGACUUCGAAGCUCAACGUCAUUGGAUGGAGAUUACAACCAAUUUACCAAUUAAAGAUUGGUACUUUAACACUACUAACAAUGAUUUAAGUUAUUGGGGUCUCGAUUACCCUCCAUUAACUGCUUAUCAGAGUUACUUUCAUGGUCUUAUCCUCAAGUAUUUUGAUCCAAAUUCAGUUUCACUGUUUACUUCUCGUGGUUAUGAGACACAUUUCGGGAAAUUGCUAAUGAGGUGGACAGUUUUAUCAUCUGAUUUGCUGAUAUUUUUCCCUGCUGUGCUUUAUUUUAUUUUUGUUUAUCACGGGGGUAACGGGUCCGGUGGAGAUCAGAGUGAUGUAGCAUGGCACAUUGCUGUUAUUUUAAUCAAUCCAUGCUUGAUCUUAAUUGAUCAUGGCCAUUUUCAGUAUAAUUGCAUCAGCUUGGGCCUUACUUUAGGUGCUGUUGCUGCUGUUCUCUCACGGAAAAAUCUUUUAGCUUGUGUUCUGUUCUGUCUUUCUCUUAACCAUAAACAGAUGAGUGCAUAUUAUGCUCCUGCGUUUUUCAGCCAUCUGUUUGGUAGCUGCCUAAGGCGUAAGAAUCCCCCACUUGAGGUUUUAAAAUUGGGCUUGGCUGUCCUAGGAACAUUUGCUAUUGUUUGGUGGCCGUAUCUUCAUUCAAGAGAUGCCCUUUUUGGGGUUCUUUCACGUCUUGCUCCUUUUGAGAGAGGGAUAUACGAAGAUUAUGUGGCUAACUUUUGGUGCAGUACCUCAAUUUUAAUUAAGUGGAAGAGAUUAUUUACAACACGUUCUCUGAGAUUUGUCAGCUUGGUUGCUACUAUAUUGACUUUUCUGCCUUCAAUGAUUCAACAAAUAUUGGCUCCGAGCAGUAAAGGUUUCCUUUAUGGGUUGCUGAAUAGUUCUUUUGCGUUCUACUUAUUUUCAUUCCAAGUUCACGAGAAGUCUAUUCUGCUGCCGCUUCUGCCUGCAACCUUGUUGGCAAUGGAAUUGCCUGGUGUGCACUCUAUGUUAUUAAUGCUUUGUGCAUUGCUCUCUAUGUUUCCUCUUCUGUGUCGUGACAAACUGGUUGUGCCCUACAUGGCUCUUUAUGCUUCUUCCAUCCUUCUUUACCUUGCACCCAGUGGAAGAAGGCAAAUUAAGAAGCAUCUCUCUAGGCCUAUGAUCACAUUCUCAAUUGUGAUGAUUCAAUUUCUGUGCUCUCUUAUUUUUCAUAUUAUAUACUUAACCAUUCGCCCUCCUGAGAAGUAUCCUUACCUUUUUGAAGCAAUGAUCAUGAAUUUCUGCUUCUCUCAUUUAUUGGGCUUUUCUGUUUACACCAAUGUAAAGCAAUGGAUGCUGCCAAGACAAUUUACAUCUGGAGACAAAGAAAAGAAACUUAAUUGAUUUUUGUGUUUUUUGGUUUAGGUUCCUAGCAUUAGCAUUUAGAAUCUUGUUGCCGUGCUGGUGGGGGCACAGAUCUAGAGAUGGAAGGGGCAUAUAUGUAAAGCAUAUGCAGGCUGAAUAACUAUUACAGUGAAACAUAUCUCAACUGAAUCAUGUAGCUCCAGUCUCCCAUUUAUCAUUUUGCUCAAUGAUGAUUUGCAUUUGCGGUA
This is a messenger RNA of Populus nigra (black poplar), 2063 nucleotides long. Its product is annotated as probable dolichyl pyrophosphate Man9GlcNAc2 alpha-1,3-glucosyltransferase. Lineage: Eukaryota; Viridiplantae; Streptophyta; Magnoliopsida; Malpighiales; Salicaceae. The transcript is spliced from 6 exons. Gene Ontology annotation, molecular function: dolichyl pyrophosphate Man9GlcNAc2 alpha-1,3-glucosyltransferase activity. The coding region runs from base 283 to 1854 and encodes 523 amino acids. Gene Ontology annotation, biological process: protein N-linked glycosylation. The record is from RefSeq and is a predicted model, not a curated record. Gene Ontology annotation, cellular component: endoplasmic reticulum membrane.